Molecule: messenger RNA, 10698 nt
Organism: Plasmodium adleri (nom. inval.)
Lineage: Eukaryota; Apicomplexa; Aconoidasida; Haemosporida; Plasmodiidae
Product: erythrocyte membrane protein 1 (PfEMP1)
Exons: 2
Coding region: 1-10698 (3565 amino acids)
Cellular component (GO): membrane
Molecular function (GO): host cell surface receptor binding
Source: RefSeq, a predicted model, not a curated record
AUGGGGAAUACCAAAUCACAAGAGAAGAGUAGUUUGCUGAGAAAUUUUCAGUAUUUCAUAGUUCAAGAAAAUGGAGCCACAAGACAAAGGCAAUAUAAAUUAAUGUAUUUUGAUUAUUUGAAUUUUUUAAAAUAUGAAAUAGAUCAUGAAGCAUGGAAUUGGGAAAUAUAUAAAAACAAUGUCACUAAAAAAGGCGGAAGUGGUAAUCUUACAGAGGAAGAAUCAUUUUGUGGAUGGAAAGAAAUACAAAAAAAAAUAUUUGACAAACUUAUUAAAACACAAAAGGGUCAACAUCAAAACAAAUAUAAUUGGAACGAACAUGCAGAACCACUACUAAAUAUAGCACGCAAAAAAUUAAAAAAUACACCAGAUUGUAAGCAAAUUACCAUUAAGGAAAAUGAUAUCAAAGAAUUGCAGAAUCCUGUUUUUCCAGCUAUAUCUGGAGGAUCAUCAAGUACUACUUGUAAAGGUAUAAACACUGCACCCAAUUUACAUAUACCUCUACGUCGACGAACACUAUUUGUUGAGAAAAUGUAUGAAUACCUUAAUAACAUUAACAGCGAAAUUGCGAGCACAACAACAUUAAAGGAAGCUAUAGAGGGUAAAAGAGACGCCAAAAGCCAUAUAGCAGACGUUGCUGGUCGUCUGAAAAGGCAAAUGAUUGAUGGGUUAAGUACUGAAUUAAGCAACCUUAUAAAAAACAAAUAUAAGGGUACCGAACAUAAAGCAUUUUGUAAGGAAUGGCAACGCACUAUGGACGAUUAUCACACAUUAUUUUUAAAAGACGAUAUAGUUGAUGAAAAUGAAACUAAAGGAAUUCAAUGUUUAAUAGAACAAAUUGAACAAAAGGUAGGAGGUUCAAGCAAAUUUAGAAAUGCAUGGAGUUCUCAUUUUAAAGAACUAGUAAGAGAUUUACAAACAUCACAGUUGAAAGACCCAACUACACAAGAAGCUUGUAGUAUAUCUCCUGAGGAGAAAUCCCAAUGUAUUCGUUUCUUUGAAGAAUGGGCAGAAGAAUUUUGUAAAUUAAAAAAAGAUCUAGGAGAAAUGAUGUUAAAAAAUUGUAAGGAUGACGAUAAACCUAAUUCUACAGAAUGUAAAAAAAUAUGUAAUAUAUAUAAAAAUUUUCUAGAAGAGUCACAAUCGUAUUAUAAAAAUUAUAAAGAUACAUGUGCUGAUCCGAAAUUUGGAUAUGAUAGCAGAACAGAUUUACAAGAAAGUUUUUCUAAAGCUGCUAUGGAUUCUAUGACUGAAUGUUGUACAGAUAUGGGUCAUUGUAGUGACACACAAUUAUUUAAUACUAACGCAGAUAAAAGUAAUUUGAUUUAUAAUUGUAUGUGCGAAAAAGGAAAAUAUACAAGCGAAAGAAAAACAAAAACAGAAUGUUCAAAAUACAUGGCACAAAAUGCUGUUAGUGGAAUACAAGUUCCUCCACAACAACCUGGUACUUCUGGCCAAAGUGUCGUGACUGCCACCAGUGCGAGUCCCAAAACCGUGAUGGAUAUAGCCAAACAAGUGAUGGAGGGGGCGAAAACACAGUGGAAAAGUCUUGAUACUGAGGGUAAGUUGAAAGGAGAGCCACAUAAAGGUAAAUAUUCCCAAGGAGGUACGGAAAGUGAGUUGGAAAGCGAUAUAUGUAAAUUAAAGAUCGAACACUCCAAUGAUGUUCGUCCAAAAGAUACUGGUUAUGAUAGAUAUAAAGGCCCCUGUACUGGUAAAGAUAAUGAUGGGAAACGUUUUGUUAUAGGUACUCCAUGGAAAGAAGGGAGCACAAUAGAUUUGGAAAAUGGAGAACUUAUGUCCCCUAGAAGAGAACAUAUGUGUACUUCAAACUUAGAGAAUCUAGCCGGAAAAGGUGAAUCCCCAAAAUUCCUAAGUGAAAAGAAUGCCAAAGUCAACGACUCGUUCACUGGAGAUGUAUUAUUAUCAGCAAAAGAAGAAACACAACGAAUACUUCAAAUGUAUAAACAAAAUAACGACAAAGAUGACCAACCUGGAAUGUGCCGGGCCGUGCGGUCCAGUUUUGCAGACUUAGGGGAUAUCAUACGUGGGAAAGACAUAUGGGAGAAAAACACAGAUAUGGGGAGAUUACAAGGGCAUUUGACAAAGAUAUUUGAGAAAAUUAAAACAGAAGUAGGUGGUAGCAAAUAUAGCACCGACACCGAAAAUACCACCCCCCCCUACAAAACAUUGCGUGAACAUUGGUGGUCGGCCAACCGCGAACAGGUAUGGGAAGCAAUGAAAUGUCAUUUACGUGAUAUGUUUGCUGCAACUGACACGAAAAGUAGUACCACUGGCUUGUGGGGUGAAUCCUCGGCAUUUUGUGGAUAUAACACCGAGGUACCUGUGGAUGACUACAUACCACAGAAGUUGAGAUGGCUCACCGAAUGGAACGAGAGCUAUUGCAAACAAUUGGAACGUCACUAUAAGGAUAUUUGGGAACAAUGUACGAUGUGUAAAAAUAAUGAACCAUGUGAUAAAUACAAUGAGAAAUGUGAUAUGUGUUCAGGUAUGUGUGAAGCAUACAGUAAACAUGUUAAAAAAUGGAAAGAACAAUGGACAAAACAUGAAACACAAUACAAAACAUUAUCCCAGGGAAAUGGUAGUGAGAAAGACUUUAUUGAUAAAAUUAAAAAUGGAAAGAACAACAAUUAUGAAAAUGCUUCCGAUUUUGUAGAAUCAAUGCAAGGAUAUAAAUAUUGUAAAAAUACACCUCAAAGAGAAUAUAAGAAGGAAAAAAGUGGUAAGGACUAUCAUGUAUUUGAGGAAAAACCUAAAGAUUUUAAAGAUGCAUGUGAUUGUAAAAGCAAAGAUCUGACGACAAAGACGAAACCUGGAGCACCUGCAGCACCAACACCUACAACAAAAAAGUCAGAUGAAACAACAAAAUGUGAGACUGCAUUUAAUGGAAGUAAUAGUGCUGCUCCUAAUGGUGUAACUUUGAGUGAAUGGGAUUGUACAUCAUACAGUGAUAUGUGUAUAAAAAAAGGUGGCACACAAACAAUAAGUGAUUAUAGUAAGAAGUUCGAUAAAAUAUUUGAUGAAUGGUUAACAUCUUUUUUUGAAGAACAAACAAAAGUAAGUAAUAAAUCCACCGAAUGCACAAAGUUAAAUUCAUGUCCUCCAAACGGUUGCGAUACUAAAUGUGAACAACAUAGUUGUAAAGGUAAAUGUCCUUGUUAUGAAAAAUGGGUCAAAAGUAAAAUUACAGAAUGGAGACAUUUUAAAUCAGCUUAUCAUGACCUUAGUUCGACAAAUCCAACUAUAUGGUUGACUCUUAAGAACAAGGGAAAUGAUGCAGAUCAAUAUGUAAGAAGUCAAAAAAGUGCUCUACUCACGACAGCGUCCAGUGGAAUAUCUGGAAAUUCCAACAAUGUUACUAUAGAUACAAUCCUCAACCACGAACAUACACAAGUGAAACAAUGUUUAGAGAAAUGUCCCAUAAAAAUUGGUUGUGAAAAAAAAGGGUUCAAAAACGAGUGGCAAUGUGAACCUAGUGGUACCGCACCUAGUGGUAGUAACAAGAAUAUGUGUGAAAAAAAAGAGGACCCUGAAGAUAACACAGGUGCUAGUGGCAAACAAAAAAGUGUUCCCACUAGCGGUGGUAAUGAUACUGAAAUGUUUUAUAAUUUGUUUAAUGAAUGGUUGCAUGAUAUGGAACAGAUGUUGGGCACAAGUAAAACACUAGUGGAGAAAACAUGUGGUAACACACGUGGUGGUACCACGAGUAGUAGUGGGACACCAAGUAGUGGUGGUGCCACAAAUACUAGUGGUGAGAAGGAUUGUAAGGAAUGUAAGGAGUUAUGUGGGUGUUAUGAGAAAUUAAAGGGUGAUAUUGAGAAACAAUGGAAAGAACAACAAAAGUAUUAUGACCAUCAUAAAGAUAAAGGAAAAGAUGAGGAGAUGAAAAAAUGGGAUAUUCAUACUUAUUUGAAUGCACAAUGUAUUAUAAAUGAAGCAGUAAAAUCAGAACAACCAGAUAGUGUACAAGAUGAUUUUGACAAGGUACAAGGAAAAUGUGAUAAACUUAAAGGUAGCCACGACAAUUAUGCUGAAGCAUUAAUAAAAAAGAGUGGUGAAGAUAAAACAAAAUUAUGUGAAGAGUGCGAAAAAGAUCAACCAUCAAAAACUCCUACAGAUGAUUGUAACAGUAUUCAGACAAUUCCCGAGAGUGAUUGUAAAGAAAAAAAAUAUGACGAAGUGAAAGAUCCUUCGAAAAACUCGUAUGAACGAGACAAAAAUUGGAAGUGUACCCAAACUGAUGAGAAAACAUGGGAAAAUAAUGUUUGCGUUCCUCCUAGAACACAACCUUUAUGUAUAGCAAAUAUGUACAAUUCAAGUAGUAAGGCAGUACAACUACAAGGAAACGAAAGUGAUUUGAAAAGAGAAUUAAAAAAAGCAAUAAAAACUGAAACAAAAUUAUUAUGGGACAAAAAUAAAAGUAAUCCUGAUAAAGCUUGUAGGUUAACACAUAGAAGUUUGAACGAUUUCAAACAUAUGGUGAUUGGGGAUAUGUUAUGGGGACCAGAUAGUAUUAAAAAAGUGCAGGAGAAAAUAGGUACUAUUAUACCAGGUGGUACUAAUAUUACCACUAGAGAAAAAUGGUGGAAAGAUAACGAAAAAGAUUUUUGGGAAGCAGUCAAAUGUGGCAUAAAAGAGGCGGCGGCAAAACCACAAAAUGGUGGUACCAGUGGCGCUGAUUGCCCCCGUUUCAUUUCUGACGAUGACCAAUUUGAGUGGUGGGCAAAAGAGUGGUCGGAGGACUACUACGACAAGAGGAACCACUUGGUGAAGGAUAUGGACACUGUAUGUGCUAAGGAUAAGGGUGGAUGUAAGGAUAGUAAUUCUGCUACUAGUGGACAAUGUAAAACUAAAUGUGACAUAUAUAAAAGUUUUCUUGAAAAAAAAAGGAAAGAAUGGAAAGAUAAUUUUGAAAAAUAUUUAAAAGAUAAAGAAAAAGAACUAGAAAAAACCACUAGUGUUAAUACUAAAGAGUAUAGUCCUGAAAUUUUUUAUUUAUUAAACCCUUGUACUUAUCAAAGUUGUGAUAAUAAAUAUAUAACAGCACUACGGAGUACUAAACCAUAUGGGGAUAAACAAAAAUUGUGCGCGUGUGAUUCACAGUCACAAACAGAGGAUGAAACCAAUCCGUGUAGUGAUAAGUUCACGGAAUAUGGUUGUUCUCCAAAAAAGUAUAAAGAUAUAUGGAGUACAGUGAGUGUCAAAAACGAAAGUGAUCGACGUCGUGUGUUUGCCCCGCCACGACGGAACAGUAUGUGCAUCGGGUGGCUCUUCUCUCCACUAGAUAAAAGUCGUGGUAAAAUGGCUGCCAAAAAUGAAUUGAGAGAUAAAUUAAUCGACGCAGCCAGGGGGGAAGCACACUACCUAUGGACAUACUAUAACGCCAAAGGUGGUACCACCGGUCAAAAUAGUGAUUACUGUAAAGCCCUGACACGUUCAUACUAUGACUAUAGUGAUAUGAUCAAAGGCACCGAUCUGUGGUCCGCGGGGUACUCACCACUACUGGAGAAAAAUAUCCACGAGGUUUUCGCGAUGAAAGAAAGUGGUAGUACCACUACACCGAGUGAGGACGAUAUAGUGAAGGAUAGACGUGGUUGGUGGGAAUCGGUACGUAAAGAUGUGUGGACCGCAAUGCAGUGUAAAACCACUGGUUGUAAUCCCACUAGUGGUGACGUACCCACCACUUAUGAAUCCCACGAUCAGUUUUUGCGCUGGUUUAUCGAAUGGGGCGAACAUUUCUGUGAACAAAAACAACACUAUAUGACGCAGUUGGACAAUAUAUGUAUAAAGAGGAAAUGUAACAGUAUGUGCGGGGGAACCACUUGUGAACCUUGUCAAAAACAAUGUGAAAAAUACAAUAAAUGGCUAAUGACUAAGAAAAAUGAAUGGAAAGGACAAAAAGAUAAAUAUAAAGAGGAAUACAAGAAACCAGGUGCAAAAAACAAAAAUACAUAUUCAGGAACUAACGAUAGUCCUCAUGAUUAUUUAAAAAAUAAAGCAACUGGAUGCAAUAAUGAAGAAUUUAAUAAAUUAUUUAAGAGACAAGAUGAAAAAUAUAGACCAUACAGAGUAAAAUGUAAAAAAUGUAUAGAGAAAUUAACACAAGAUAUUGUAGAAAAUAUUAAAAACAAAAAGAUUCCUGGUAGCGGUAAACCAGAAGAUAUUUUUUCUUUAUGUGACAAAGCAUGUGAAGAGUUAAAGAGCAAAGAUUGGUACAAAACAUAUGUUGAAGAGGACAAUGACUAUACUAAAAUUAAGGGUAAACCCAAUUGUGAAGGGCUAAAAAAAGAAGCAGAAGAUAACAAAAUUAAAUGGGACAAUACUGAGGGAGGAUUUAAACAUUUAAACAAUAAUUCAAAUACAAAUGAACAUGUAUCUGAAAAUAUAUAUAUUCCUCCAAGGAAACAAAAAAUAUGUUUUAAAGGACUAGAUGGAAAAUACGAUCAAGGUGAUAGUGGUGUUAAAGAUGAAGAAACAUUGUUCAAACAUUUGAUGAAAAUUUCUGCUAUUGAAGGAUUUAAUUUAGGAGAAUACUAUAAACAAAAAAAUAAUAAUAAUAAUAAUAAUGAAAAAUUUAAAUAUGAUGUUGAAGCUUGUAAUGCUUUAAAAUAUAGUUUUCUUGAUUUAAGAGAUAUAAUUCUAGGAUAUGAUAAUUUAGAAAUUGAGAAAAAUGGGACAGAAAGUCAUCUUAAUUCAACAUUUAAAAAAAUAUAUGAGGAUGAUGAUAAAGACGCUGGAAAACCCGGUAGUAUUUAUCGACGAAAUUGGUGGAAAAGUAACCAACAAUGUGUAUGGAACGCUAUGUUAUGUGGGUACAAAAAAGGACGUGGUGAAGACAUACAAUCGUGUAACACCAUACCUGAUGACACCACUUAUCCCGUGGGUACCGAUCGCCCUAGUGGUACCAACCUCCAGUUUUUGAGAUGGUUUGCCGAAUGGGGCGAAGACUACUGUGGUCACUACAGGAGGGAAUUGGAGAAAUUGAAACAGAAGUGCGAUAAUGUACAAUGUAAUAAUGCUAGUGAAGAAGCUAAACAAAAAGCUUGUAAAGAACAAUGUGAUAAAUAUAAAAAUUUUAUUAAACCAUGGAAAGAGCAAUAUGAUAAACAAAAAAAUAAAUUCACAACAGAUAAAGGACAGGAUUUAUAUACUCAAGAUAAAGAAGCAAAAGAGGCAAAAGAUGCAAGAGAAUUUUUAGAAAAAAAAUUAAAAAUAAGUUGUAAACACAGUGGUUCUACUAGUGGUCAAACUAGUGGUAAUUGCAAUUGUAUGAAUCAAACGUCGUCACAAAAUAGUGGUGACCCCGCCUCGUUGGAUCAACUACCUAGUGGGUAUGACCAAAAGUGUAAUUGUUCGAAUAGUGGUAGUAAACCAGUGGCACCACCACAAGUAGAUGUAUGUCAGCAGGUGGAACAAACACUUAACAGUAAGGACAAUAAUGGAAGAAUACAACAAUGUAAAGAUAAAUAUGAAGGGGGAAAAGACAAAUAUCCUAAAUGGGAUUGCGAAAAAUCAAGUUUAGUGUCUAAAAAAGGUGAAUGUAUGCCCCCAAGGAGACAAAAACUCUGCACAUAUAAUUUAAAAAACUUAAAGGAUCAAACAACAACGGGUUUAAGGAAAGCUCUCAUUGAAUGUGCUGCAAUAGAAACAUAUUUUGCUUGGGGAAAAUAUAAAAAGGAUAACAGUGUUGGUCAAAUUGGUAAAAAACCAGAUGAUGAAUUACAAAACGGAACUAUACCUGAAGAGUUUAAAAGAAUAAUGUUCUAUACAUUUGGAGAUUUUAAAGAUUUGAUAUUAGAAAAAGAUAUAGGUAAUGAUGUCAGUGAAAUAAAAAAGAAAAUAACUGCUGCUUUCAAAAGUGGAGGCCAAAAUGAUGAUGAGGCAACACGUAAAGCUUGGUGGAAAGAAAUUGAAAAAGAGGUUUGGGAUGCAAUGUUAUGUGCCCUAUCACAUGAUAGCACAACAAAGAAAGUGGAAGAAAGUAUUCGAACAAAAAUUGAAAACAACAACAAGUAUAGUGACGUCAAGUUCGGUGACACCACUAAAUCUAGUACUACCACUAGUGACGGCCUCGCGGCAUUCGCCUCUCGGCCGCAGUUUUUGCGUUGGUUCACCGAAUGGGGGGAACACUUUUGUAGACGUUAUACCAAGGAGUAUAAGGAUUUGGAUAAGGCAUGUAGUAACUAUAAUUGUGGCACAAAUGAACCAGAUAAAACAAAUUGUGAAAAACAAUGUCAAACAUAUAAAAAAUUUAUUCAAGAAUGGAAAAAACAUUAUACUAGUCAAAAAGGAAAAUUCGACAGAGAAAAAAGUACAUAUGACAGUGCUGAUGAUGAUGCAAAAUCUUCAAAAAAUGCUCAAGAAUAUUUAAAAAAAAAACUAGAAAAAUUUUGUUCAACCAGUGGAACUAGUCAAAAAUGUGAUUAUAAAUGUAUGGAUGAAACGUCAAAUCAAAAUGGUAAAGAUAUCCCCAAAUCCUUGAAAGAAACCCCAGAUAUAGUGGAAGGAAAAUGUCCAUGUCCUGUUAAGCCGGCACCGGUCAAACCGGCGCCACAAGUGGUACCACAAGGCGGAGGUGGAGGUGGAGCGGGACGAUCACAACAAGCAACAAAAAUUCUGGUACCUGAUGGUCAAGAUGGGGGUACUCAACAUGGAGCCAAACCUAUGAACCCAGAUGGAGGAAAUGCACAAGUUGACAUCACAUUUGGUACUACCACGUCUACAGUUACUCCCGCACCUAGUUCCGCACCUGGUAGCCAGACGACUGUUGACACGAAUUCCCAAAGUGGUCAAGGUAGUACUAGUGGUCAAGAUCCUGGUAGUAAUACAGCGGGAACCGGGCAGACAUCAACAUCACAAACAACACAACCUGGUGCUCCUUCUAUUCCUGCUCUUGAUCCUAAUGAACUCUGGAACAAAAUAAAAGAGAAUGUUUUGGCCCCUGUACUUACUGCUGGAGGUUUAGGUUAUGCAGGAACAAAAGCAGCUAUUGAUCUUGCAAAAAAAGUUGGACCACGAAUUGCAGAAAAAGCUGCAGAUGUUGCAGAAAAAGCUGUACAGACAGGAAUAAAAGCUGCAGGAGGAGUUGAUAAUGUUGCAAAUGUUGCAAAAGGAGCUGCAAAAGCUGGAAUAGAACUUGUAGACUUUGGAAUAAAAACUGCAGAAACAGUUGGACCAAUUUUAGAGACUACAUUAACUACUGCUAUUAGUUCAAUUACAAAUAGUGGUACCCAACCUCAACAACCCCAACCCCCUCCUCCUAGUGGUCCAAAUAGUGGUCCUAGUGGUAGUAGUACUCACCAAAAUCCGGGUUCGCCGAGGCCUGGAUCAACAACUGGUGGACAACAUUCACAAGGUGGACAUGGUGGACAGGGACAAGUAUCACCUGGAGUACCAACAGGACGUGGACCAAAACCCUCAUCCACACCUCGUGGAACCCAACCAACCGACCUCACAACAACCGUGUCCUUAUCUGCUAUACCUUGGGCUAUAGGUGUUGCGUUUGUUGGGAUAGCAUAUUUAUGGUUGAAGAAAAAACCCAAAUCUUCUCCUAUGGAUUUGUUGCGUGUUAUUGAUAUACCGAAAAACGAUUAUGGUAUACCUGAUAAAACAUCUACCAAUAGGUAUAUUCCAUAUGGUCGAUAUAAAGGCAAAACCUACAUAUAUGUAGAAGGAGACGAAUCGGACGAUUAUAGUUAUAUUCGUGAUAUAUCAUCUUCUGACAUAACUUCAUCAGAAAGCGAGUAUGAAGAGAUAGAUUUAUAUAAACCGCGUAGUCCUAAAUAUAAAACUUUGAUCGAAGUAGUACUAAAACCUAGCAAUAAAACACCAUAUGAUGACACAUAUAAAGAUAAUAUAGUGGAUAAUAGCUAUAUACCAAGUGGUAAAUAUGGUGACAAACAUAGCGAUAUACCAAGUGAUGCACCUAGUGAUAAUACCCCCACCUAUAAAUUGACGGAGGAAGAAUGGAAUAAACUGAAACAGGAUUUUAUUUUGAACAUGUUACAAAAUGAUAAUAUGGAUUUACCUAAUGAGAAUAUCAUUGAUGAUAAUAUUCCUAAGGAUAUCCAACCUGAUAUUAUACAAAAUAAUAUGGAUGAAAAACCUUUUAUUACUCAAAUCCAAGAUCGAAAAUUACAUAGUGAUGAUAGCGAUGUUCUUAGUUAUAAUAUUGAUUGGAAUGUUCCGGAAAAUAUUAUAACUAAUAACUUGGAUAUACCCAAAAAUGUUACAUCAAAUGAUCAAUAUUCUGGAAUUGAUUUAAUCAAUGAUUCGCUAAGUGGAAAACCUAUUGAUAUAUAUGAUGAGUUGCUAAAACGAAAAGAAAAUGAAUUAUAUGGAACAAAUCAUCCAAAAAAUACAACAACAAAUAGUGGUGUCAUGGAAGCAAAUUGUGAUCCUAUAUCUAGUCAGUUAAAUUUGUUCCAUAAAUGGCUUGAUAGGAAUCGAUAUAUGUGCGAAAAAUGGAGUAAUAAGGAGGAAAUGCUGAACAAAUUGAAUAAAGAAUGGGAAAAAGAGAACAAUAUAAAUUACCAUAUCAUAUAUAAUACCUCUAAUGAUAUUAUCAAUAAUAUUAAUAAUAAAUCCAAGUUGUCAAACGCAAACGUUUCUAUGGAAAUAAAUAUGGACAAGUUUAAUGUUACUAACACAGAUGUUCUUAAUGCGAAUAUAUCCUGA